This is a messenger RNA of Fonsecaea erecta, 1374 nucleotides long. RefSeq lists its product as hypothetical. The coding region runs from base 1 to 1374 and encodes 457 amino acids. Gene Ontology annotation, molecular function: acyltransferase activity, transferring groups other than amino-acyl groups. The record is from RefSeq and is a predicted model, not a curated record. The transcript has 2 exons. Lineage: Eukaryota; Fungi; Ascomycota; Eurotiomycetes; Chaetothyriales; Herpotrichiellaceae.
AUGCCUCGCAAACCAUCUCCCGUCUACGUGCUCGGCGUGGGCAUGACCAAGUUCAUCAAGCCCCGUGGCAAGGUCGACUACCAUGAGCUCGGGUUCGAGGCCGGUAUCAAGGCCAUGUUGGACGCCCAGAUCAACUACGACGAUGUCGACCAGGGCGUCGCUUGCUACUGCUACGGCGAUUCCACCUGCGGCCAGCGCGUCUUCUACCAGUUCGGCAUGACCCAGAUCCCCAUAUACAACGUCAACAACAACUGCUCGACGGGCUCGACCGGUCUGAACAUGGCCCGACAGGCCAUUGCCUACGGCGCCGCAGAUUGCGUGCUGGUCGUCGGCUUCGAGAAGAUGUCCCCCGGAAGUCUGCAGGCAUACUUCAACGACCGCGAGAACCCCACCUCGACCACCAACGCCAUGAUGAAGGCCACGCGAGGCGUCACCAAUGCCCCUGGUGCCGCUCAGCUCUUUGGCAACGCCGGUCGCGAGUAUAUGGAGAAGUAUGGUGCGAAGGCUGAAGACUUUGCCGAGAUUGCCCGCGUCAACCAUGAGCACAGCAAGAGGAACCCAUACUCGCAAUUCAAGGACGAAUACACCCUGGAGCAGAUUCUGAAGUCCCCCAUGAUCCACCCGCCCUUGACCAAGCUCCAGUGCUGCCCGACCUCGGACGGUGGCGCCGCCGUGGUGGUCGUUUCGCAAGAUUUCCUCGACAAGCGACCGCACCUCAAGCCCCAAGCUGUCUUGAUCGCCGGCCAAUCGCUCGCCACCGACUCGCCAGACCUCUUCAACCGCUCCAGCAUCGACCUCGUCGGCUACCAAAUGUCCGUCUACGCCGGCAAACGCGCCAUGGACGAGGCCGGCAUCACCCCCAACGAUGUCCAAGUCGUCGAGGUCCACGACUGCUUCAGCGCGAACGAGAUGUGCGUGAUCGACGCUUUGGGGUUGUGCCCCAAGGGUAAGGCCCACGAGCUCGUGAGGAACGGCGACAUCACCUACGGAGGCAAAUAUGUCAUCAACCCUUCGGGCGGUCUCAUUUCCAAGGGUCACCCACUCGGAGCCACCGGUCUAGCCCAAUGCGCCGAGCUGACGUGGCACCUGCGCGGCUGGGCCAACAACCGCCUGGUCAAGGACACCAAGUACUGCCUGCAGCACAACCUGGGGCUGGGCGGCGCCGUGGUGGUGACGGUGUACAAGCGCGCCGACGGCCAGGUCGCCACGCCUGUGUCCGACGCCGAGGUCGCCCGCCUCACCGGCCUAGGCUACAACCCGGCCACCGAGGCCAAGGGCUUCACCGCCGAGCAGGUGCGCCGUACCGUCAGCCAGAAGCAGUUUUCCGACUGGGCCGUCCAGGACGUCCAGAGUAAAGUCCAGGCGCGGUUUUAA